Molecule: messenger RNA, 1005 nt
Organism: Zymoseptoria tritici IPO323
Lineage: Eukaryota; Fungi; Ascomycota; Dothideomycetes; Mycosphaerellales; Mycosphaerellaceae
Exons: 1
Biological process (GO): siderophore biosynthetic process
Source: RefSeq, a predicted model, not a curated record
CUCAAGCAAUUAGACCCGUCGCAAGUACCAUCGUUGUUGCAACCUUCAAUAACAUUCAUCGCCGUGGAUCGCGGAAGCACCAGAAUCACGGGACCGUUCCGGACUCUUCUCAAACCACUUCUUGACCAGUUCAGCCUGCCGCGUUUAUUGCCAAACGAGGUCGUAUUGCCAUGCCUGUCACAACAGCUGCCCGCUAUCCAAAGGCACUUCCCCAGCACCAGAGUCCUUCUACACGAUGCCUUCACGGCUCACGCUCAGGCUUCGCUGCGGACGGUCAACAUCCCCAGCGAGAUGAGAUUUGCGUACAACAUGAAGUUUGCCCUAUCUUGUACGAUUAGCUCCGUUCUGCGGACGAUCACGCCGUGGACGACUUGUCUGGGUCCCGAAAUCUCAGCUGUCAUCGAGGAUGCCGUCACCGAAAAUACCUGGGUCUGCAAAGAAGUUGCUGCCAUAACCGGGUCUCAAAAAGACUUUAGCGCCGCGAAAAACCUCUCAUGCAUAUUGAGAGAAGACCUCGAACCCCGGGCUUUGGCAUUGGGCCAGACUCUGAUCGUCGUGGCCGCGCUCGCCGAGAAGCCCGUCGGUAGCUCCGAAUGUUUGGCAGCUUUGACGUUUGGUCUUCGUAGCAGCGGACAGAAGAAGAAGUGGCUUCGAGAUUACGCAUCAAAGCUCAUCCACGCCGUGCUGACUCCCGCCCUAGAGAGUGGCGUCUGUCUCGAAGCUCAUGGCCAAAACUCGCUCGUCCGCGUCGAUAAGAGAACGAAAGCCAUCGUCGGCUUCUGCUUCCGAGAUUUUGGCUCCGUGAAAUGCCACACGCCGACUUUGCGAAACCGCGGCCAUCAAUUGCUGACCGUUCUUCCCGCGUGCUGGAUCGAAACCGAUGUUGAAGAAGAGGGCUGGGACACACUCCAGCACACCAUGAUACACAAUCACCUCCAGCUCUUGAUCCGCGGACUCAAUCUCCACCCGAUCGAGGCAUGGCCGGUUAUUCGCCGCCAGCUUGAC